UAACGUUACAUACAGCCGAUCAUUUGUUCGUGAAAAUCUUAAUAUUGAUUUGGGGACAAUGACAUGACUGGUUAGCUCGCUGGUCUCGUUAGCUAGCAUGCUGUCAAAUUAUAUUUACUGUUUGUCAACCGUACGCAAUGUUAUUGACUUUGAAUCUUGUUAGCAUAGCGUUAGCUUUCUGGCUCAUCGCUCAGCGGACUAGAAUAUCUCCCGUUGCUAAGGCCUAUGGUCCGUCCUAUUUACUGGAGGAGUGAACACCGCUUCCGUUGCAUAACAACCUUAUGGGAGGGAAAUGAUUGUUCCAGGUUUUAGUCAAACCCUCAGGCAUUACCAGGGAAACUUAGUUAGGGCUUGUGAAAAACUUUAUAUUUUGAUUGUAAAACGCACGGAAAUAUAAAUUAAUGGUCUUAAUUUAUUUUCUUUGGCAAGUAACCAUGGUAUAAGCGGGAUAAUGCCCUUCGAGGUGUCCAUAAAUAGGAGUUAAUGGACUUCGCGGAGGCAGCCGUCCUCUGCUGCGCGUCCGACGGUUCUUAGACCUCCGCGUCGUCCAUUAACUCCUGUUUAUGGACACCUCGUCGGGCAUUAUCCCUUACUUAAAUCCCCCAAGUAAUACCAGUCCCAAGUUAAUAGUAUGUAAAAGUAUGUAACCAGCUGUGUAUGUAGCGGAGCAUUUAGCAUUAAAGUUCCAGAUGUUUCUUUGAGGAGUGAGUGGAGACCAAACCAUCUCUGUACACAUGAAAUGCUGUAGACACUCAUGGGCAGCCUGGGUGUUUGGGCUGUGGCUGUGGCCGCUCUGCUGGGAUCCUCAGGGUGCUGGCUCGCUGAAGGGCACAAGAGCAGCAGGCGAGGCAGCGUGGAUACAGCCGGCGUGUCACACAGCUCCUCGCAGGAACCACGCUCCAUGGAGAAGGGGAAAGCAGACGGGAACAUCGAUCAAUCCCUCUCUGACCCAGACGGAGAUCCCUGCCGGAGGACUUACUGUGGGAGGGGUCGACAGUGUGUGCUGAUGGCAGAAACCGGCCGCGCCGAGUGUGUCUGCCAGGAGAAAUGCCGGCCCUCCUUCGUGCCAGUGUGUGGCUCGGACGGCAGGUUCUACGAGAACCACUGCGAGGUCUACCGCACCGCCUGCCUGGAGAGGAGACGGAUCUACGUGGUGCACAGCAAGGACUGCUUCUUUAAAGGUAAUGCGUGCACCAUGUCGGAGUACAACAAGCUGAAGAGCAUGCUGCUGGAUAUGCAACCGAAAGUGCUGAAGACAGACGAAAAGAGCCAGCAGAGGGACAUGGAGGAGAAGAGAGCGCUGGUGGACACCAUGUUCAAAUAUCUGGAUGUGGACCAGGACGGCCGGCUGGUCAGUGAUGAGCUGGAGAAGAUCUCCAUGAAGGAACACUUGGAGGACAACCUGCUUGAGUGCACCAUGCAGGACCUGCUGCGUUAUGACGACUACAACAAUGAUGGACACCUCAGCCUGCAUGAGUUCUACACGGCUUUCCAGGUUGUGCAGCUGAGCCUGGCGGAGGACCAGCAGAUCAGCGUCUCCACUGUGACCGUGGGCCUCAGUGCUGUCCUUACCUGUGCUAUCCAGGGGACGCUGCGCCCGCCGAUCAUCUGGAAGAGAAACGGCAUCGUACUAAACUUUUUGGACCUGGAGGAUAUCAAUGACUUUGGGGACGAUGGCUCCCUGUACAUCACCAAGGUGACUACCAUCCACAUGGGGAACUACAGUUGCCAUGCCUACGGCUAUGAAGACCUCUAUCAGACACAUGUGCUGCAGGUGAAUGUCCCUCCAGUGAUCCUGGUCUAUCCAGAGACGCAGGCCCAGGAGCCCGGGGUGUCUGCCAGCCUCCACUGCCACGCCGACGGCAUCCCGAAUCCCAAACUCCUCUGGCUGAAGAACGGCAUGGACCUGCAGCCCAGAUCCUCCAAACAGCUCUCUCUCAUAGCAAAUGGUAGUGAGCUCUUCAUCGGCAGCGUCCGGUACGAGGACACCGGAGCCUAUACCUGCAUCGCCAAGAACGAGGUGGGGGUGGACGAGGACAUCUCCUCGCUGUUUGUUGAAGACUCGGCCAAGAAGACCCUUGCAAACAUUCUGUGGAGAGAAGAAGGGCUGAGUGUGGGGAAUAUGUUCUACGUGUUUUCAGAUGAGGGCAUCACUGUUCUGCAGCCGAGCGAAUGUGAGAUACGUCGACACAUGAAGCGGACAGAGAGGAUCGUUGCUACAUAUGAGGAGAUGUGCCCUAAAGGUGAGGGGGUGUCACCUCAGCACUGCGUGUGGUCCUCGGCAGUCAACAUCAGGGAUAAGUACAUCUACGUGACGCAGCCCCUCCUGAGCCGACUGCUGGUUGUCGAUAUUCAAGCACAGAAGGUGGUGCAGGCAGUAGCAACAGAUCCUUUUCCAGUGAAGAUGCUCUAUGACAAGUCACAUGACCAGGUGUGGGUCCUCACAUGGGGGGACAUGGACAGAUCACAUCCGACACUUCAGGUAAUUCCUCAAGCCAGCGUGGGAGAGGUGCAUCACGCCAUCCGCACAAAUUUCCAGAGAGUCAACGACUUCUUCAUCCCCCCGACCAACCUCAUCAUCACUCACGUGAGGUUCGCCUUCGUCUUCCUCAAAAAUGAACCUGCGGUGCACAAGAUCGACCUGGAGACCUUCCACCGAGUCAAGACCAUCAGCUUGAAGAACUACAGCUGUAUACCUGUCAGCAUGGCCUACACACAUCUGAGCGGCUUCUAUUUCGUCCAGUGCCAGAGCAAGAGCCGCCUGCAGGCCCCGCCCCAGCUACUCAUCGACAGCGUGACUGACGCGGUGAUCGGUCCAAACCUGAACCUCACCGGGCAGCCUUUCGUGUCGCCUGACGGUCGAUACAUCGUGACGCCCGACCCGCAGAGCUCAAAGCUGAUCGUACAGACAGUUUCAUUCCAGGGGGAGCUGGGUCUGAACCAAGAACUGGACGAGUCCGUCGCUGUCUCUGAUCUGGCUUUCCAGCCAUCCUUCACUGAGUCCAACCAGCACUUGGUCGUAGCCACCUCAGGCUCAGGCACGGACCUGCUAUUUGCCGAUCUGUCCUCGGGCCACACCGAGGUUCUCCGGAGCCUCAAGGAGCCUCUAGCCCCACAAGCCUGGCCCUGGGGAGGCCCCAACAGAGUGGUGGUCUCCAGCGGGUUGUUCGGACAGUACCUGGUGACGCCGGCAGCCGAGUCCCUCUUUGUCCUGAACGGCAAACAGAGAACGCCGCACUGCGAGGUGUCAGACAUCAAGAGAGGGAACACAAUUGUGUGGGUUGGUGAGGUAUGAGUAAAAAAAAAAAGAUCAAAAAAAAAGGGAAGAAAAAGAAAGCAGGGGAUGUAGGAUGAGGAGAGACGUAAAAGGGGAAAAAAAGGAAAGAUCAGGCCAAAUUACCUAUAAUAAAGAUUUAUGUGAACGUAAGUUGUGGACUCAACCCUGGGACUGAGCAAGAAGGAUACACGCCUGGGUUUAUUGUAACAAAAGUACACUUAAAAAAAAAUAGAGUAAUUGAGAAAAAAAAAAAACAUUAAGAAACCCUGUUGUGAUAUUUCUAUUGGGAGAAAGUGUCAAUGCCGUUCAGUGCAACAGUGAUCUAUGUGCACUUAACUAUACAGAAUUGUACAUUAUUGCACUUCCUUCCAUGUUAUCACAGCAAAUAGGUACCUGACGAGGGGUUAUUAACAAACUAUGAACUAUGCACAAUGCUCACUUUUUUUAGAGUAAAAAGCUUUCCGAUUUUUGUUUAUCUCAACGAUGUUUGUCGUUUUCACCAGUGCUGCAUAUAAUCACCACAAACUGUCCGUCUGUCCCGUCUGCCUUUAGUGUAUGUGUGUUCUGAGUCCUUUUAAAAAGCUACCAACCCAUCUGUUUACUCGCCUUCGUCAUGGUAUUGUACUGUAUCCUCCCUCUGAGAGCUUUCAUUCUCCUCAUGCCGGCAGAGGUUGGCUUUAUGCACUCGUGUAAUACCCUCUAUUUACAUUGUCUAUCCAAAGAGCCCGAUUGGUCCAUUAGCCGUCGACAAUGGAUGUUUUCGCUCGUGGAGGGAGCCCCGACCAGAAAUGAGCGGUACAUCCAGUGGUCUCUUGCAGUGGUAUAAUCUGUCCCCAGCUGUCUCUCACAUUUAUUCUGUACCUGCAGCACAACUCGGUGCUGUGGAGCCUGAAAAUGCCACUUAGCAGAUUCCCUCAGGGUAAUGACUCCGCUUUACGCUGACCCACAUGCCAAGGCUGCGCCGAAAGUGGCGUCAACUCCGCUAUCCGACCGGCUGUGAGCAUUUGUUCUUCCUCCCAGAGAGCCGUGCAUCAAGAUCAAACUCCAAAGGCAGGUAGAGGUGGCAACUAUUUAGCUUUCACUUUAAAACUGUAACAUACACACCGGGAGAAAAAAACAAGGCUGCAUAUCAACACCUAGCAGCCCGUUUCAAAAGUAGGGACACAUUUGAACAAACAUUAGCAAUACACGAUUUUAAGCAACAUCCACUUAUUGAUUGAACAACGUUUGUACAGGUUUCUUUAUCAUAACUCUUAUUGAUAACAAUGUGUACCUACUUUUGAAAAAGACCCCGGUAUUAUCUGUCUGGAGGCAGCAACCGAACGAACACCAGCAACUCACAAUCCAUCAAUCCAAAACCAGCCGACGUUUCCUCUCUGUGGUCGAGCUGCAUCACCUUCUGCAUGAUUUACUUUUUGCCAUCCGUGCUAAUCAUCGCAACAAUGAUCUGUCAGCAUCAAGAAAGCUUCUCGGCACCAGAAAUCACAGUAACCAUAGUGUCUCUGAAGCAUCCCUGCCUCUUGACAGUGGCGCUGGGAUGUUCUUUCUCUGACGACACACUGCGUGUCUGAAAACAGAGUGUUCUUGCUUCCUAUUUUCUCCUUACACUGCGUAGUCUUUUCUCUGUGCCUCCCAGCCUCAAAACUACGGCUAAUAAAAUGGAUAACCCCUGUAAUUCAGUUAUCAUAAAUAUUCUCUCCCUACACAUUAUAAAGUAAAUCAGAUGGUAUUUUUUGACAAGCAGCCAAAAAUAUAAGUUCUCCCUCAGUGAGCAUUUAAAUCCUUUGUAUUUGUCGAAGCUGCUUGACAUUACAUGGAUGAGACCUAAUGAAUUUGAUACUUAGAAUAACUAAUAAUUACUAAAUUUGAAAAAUGGGUUCUCCAAAGAAAAGACAAAGUUUUACAAAUAAAGUAUUACAUUUCAGUCCUUAUCUUUUCACCCCCAUGCCAAGAGAAAGUUAGGUGAAGUUUUGAAGAGAGACACAAAAUGGCUCCAUACAGCUGAUCCAAGUCGCUGCAAGUCCACAGAUCCCAAAAUGAUUUGAAAAGACACUAUUUCACCCAAUUCCAUGCCAAACAUUUCACAAGCUGCAUUAACACGGAGCCUUAUAUUUCAAUUAUAAUCUUCCUAAAAGCUUGAAAAGCAGUGCUCCAUAUAAACCCUCAAUGAGAAUACACAGAAAUGAGUUUUGAUCGGCUGCAGAGGGACAGUUUGAACACUUUUCCAACAAUUUAACCUGAUUAUCUUCUGGCUCCAUUCAUUCCGCACAUGCCCACUUGAUGUAAAUGCUCAGUGAAGUACAUGUGUCCACUUACCAAAAAUGGCGGCUUCAGUGGUCUACUGUUGAAAGUUUGCUUUUAAUACAAACUGGUAGAGAUCUUAACAUAGUAGAUGAUAGAUAUCCAUCUUUUUUUCAGACAGAACUGAUGAAAAUCACCAAAAGAGAUGAAAUAUCCAACGAGGAAGAGGAACGCAUGACAGGAGAAAACAGUUGCUCUGAGAUCUUCAGUGGCAAUGAAGAAAUAUUAUCCAUGUAGACAGGGCUAGUAUAGCUGUUAACUAAAACCGUUAGCAUCCUGAAGUGGAAGUGUUUGCUGGGCUGCAUGUCGAGGGUGCAAAUAACAUCUUUUCAAAUCAAUUUCAUUUCCAGAGAUGAGCUGCAAGGAGUCCCCAUCUACUUCAGCAAAGCACCAGAAAUGUUUGGUUGACUAUGAAUAAUCAUCCAACUUUCCAGCAUGAAGUCCAGUAGAUCAUGACUGAAUUUUCAUUUUUAAGUAUGCUCAUCAUAUAAAAACAUAAAAAUACAAACAAAACGUACAUAGAAGACAUUAUCAAGAACAAAAACUAUGUCAACUUUCUGUUAAAUCAGCUAGUGGGCUACAGAACAGUGGCUCUCAGGCUCAGACCCUGCGGGGACAGAGCAACAUUUUCCUCAUGUUGAAAUGUGAUUGGCAGCUCCCUCGCUCAAAAACUGUAUGUAAUCACGGCACAAAUACUCACAGCCUUCAGGAUCUUGUAGUUGCUGACCGAACAAAGCCCGGCCCACCCACAAAACUAAGAUGUCAAAGUCCAGCCUUGGAUGUACAACAUGUGUCGUGACUGGAAAUCUAUCUGCUCAUGUGUUGGGUUUUUUCGUUUUUUUCUCUGUUUUGUUUCUUCCCCCAGAAACAAACAGCAGCCCAGAAUUAAAUAUUAACCAUCUUCUCCUAAUACGUAGUUGUGCCUGUAACUCCCCAAUGCGAUUGCCAUGUGUAGGGUAGGAAAAAAAAAACAAGCUGUGUAAGAAAAGAAAAAAGUAAACACAAGAGUGAAGCAGACUCGUCGUUCUCGUUUGUGAUUUUUAGGUAUUUGCUGCUAAUCUGCCAUGAAACUCCAUUCUGGCGUGAGAGCCUGUUGGAUGAAACCGAUCGCAGGCUGUUUGACUUACAGGAUACCGAUUUCUUAGACCACUGUUGCACUGAGGAGAGAAAUAUAAUCCCUGACAUAUAUUUAUGUUGAUUGGAUGGACGUUUGUCUGAUUGGUAGCCCAGUUUUUUCUCACCGUGUCAAUGGAUGAAAAGAAAAAUACCCUGUUAAAGUAUUCCGGCUCUGAUGCUUCUUCAAAGUCACUACCCCAUCCAAAGUCACUCCUUCCCCCCCACCCCCACCCCGAUGGCUCCAAACGAGUAUUCCAACCCAAGACAUGCAUGUAAUGAAAUAGAUCCUCGACAUGAUUAUCAUAGGCCUCUCUCGGCGGUCUCUCACGGUCACACACGGUUUACAGUUGCUUGUGAAGAAGUCACUUUUUCUGCCCUCUCAUCGUCACGUCUGUCAGCUUAUCUCUUGAGGUCGAUUCAGCAGUUAUGACAUCGCUACUAGAGCCAAGGAGAGCAAGAACAAAGAGACUGCACCUGCGCCUGCUGAUAUAACUACAUUAUUGGCUAGCUCACGUCGUUCCGUUUCGGGUCGCCCUCAGUGUCACAUGACUUAUUUCCCGUACCUCUCCUUUAACCCUCAGAGUAACGGGGGAGGGGGGGUGGGCUGCAGAAGCUGAACUGCUUUGGUGUGAUAGACAUUGAUAGCAAACCACUGUUGUAGAUAACAUUGUUCAUGUUUAGAACACGUUCGGACAUGACAAAAACUGACUGUACAGUUUUCUUUAUGCAUUUUGUGUGUUCUGGUUUAUGAGGGAAUUGUUUUGUAAGAAAAAAUCGAAUUAAAUAUAUUGUAAAAAUCAA
This is a messenger RNA of Acanthopagrus latus (yellowfin seabream), 7495 nucleotides long. It is a transcript of the gene fstl4, whose product is annotated as follistatin-like 4. The record is from RefSeq and is a predicted model, not a curated record. The coding region runs from base 755 to 3295 and encodes 846 amino acids. NCBI's taxonomy places the organism in Eukaryota, Metazoa, Chordata, Actinopteri, Spariformes, Sparidae. The transcript is spliced from 16 exons. Gene Ontology annotation, biological process: regulation of BMP signaling pathway; cell differentiation; multicellular organism development. Gene Ontology annotation, molecular function: protein binding.